This is a messenger RNA of Dimorphilus gyrociliatus, 3045 nucleotides long. Lineage: Eukaryota; Metazoa; Annelida; Polychaeta; Dinophilidae. The record is from the annotation of a GenBank genome assembly.
GAAACUAUAUACAAGCAAAUUUUCAACAAAGAGUGUGUUAUUUAGUCUCUGUUUGUUACUUUUGAUGAGAUUUUCCUAAGUUCCAUAGAAGAAUGAAGCUUACGGUAUCAAUAGCUAUUUCAGCUGUAAUAUUGGUCUUCUGCGAACCAAAACCAAAUAAAGUUGAUCCAUACGGUUUUCUUAUUCAGUUUGGUUAUGCUGAAAAACCACCAACUGGAACCGGUUUGGAUAAAAAUACAUUCGAACGGGGUGUUAAGAAAUUUCAAGCUAUGAUGCAUAUUCCUCAAACUGGAAAAUUGGAUGCAGUUACAAGUAGAAAAAUGAAUUCGAAAAGAUGUGGAAUGGCUGAUUUUGGUGAAGGUAACGUGGAUAAAAGACGAAUAGCUUUUGCAACGAGACAAGAUAGCCCUUGGUCUGGUGGUAAAAAACACUUUACAUGGUUCUUGGAACAGAGCAGUGGACAAUUUUCCUCAGGUGCACAGAGAUCAAUGAUUGACAAAGCGUUCAGGUAUUGGGCGGAUGUGUCUGGUAUUACUGCAAGAGAAUCUUCAGAUCUUAACUCGGCAGAUAUUAAAGUUAGAUUUGCUUCAAGAUUUCACGGUGAUGCCAAUUUUGAUGGACCAGGUGGAGUCUUAGCUCAUGCCUUCUAUCCAGAUGACGGACGUUUACAUAUGGACGACGAAGAAAGUUGGAGGGAUGUUGAGAAAGAGACUGGAACUAUUAUGACACUUGUUCAUGAAUUAGGUCACAAUUUAGGGCUAACCCAUUCAAGCGUUGAAGGAGCCGUUAUGUAUCCUUCUAGAGGAACUCCACCCGAAGGUUUCAACUUUCAAUUGGAUGGCGACGAUAUUUACAGAAUUCAGAGAUUAUACGGAGGACCAAACGGACCAAAUCCCCCCAAACCAACCAAGCCACCUGUUGUUCCAACUCAGCCUAGUGGACGUUUGAAUCCUAAAGAUUGUGAUAGAUAUUCGAGAUUCGAUUCCAUAGUUCAAGUUCCAGUAUACGGGGAAAGCUAUGAAGAUAUUUUCGCUUUUGUUGGCAGAUAUGUUUGGCGUCUAGAUUCUUAUGACGGUGCCUUAGAGCAAAGAUCAACUCUGCAGCGCUAUUUUCCGGGGCUUCCAAGCAAGAAAAUGUUCAGUGCCUUCUAUGAUAGAGAUUUAGGCUACUUAUUUCUAACGAGCUUGAAAACUCUUUUCACGUACGAUGUUUAUAGGAAAAGAUUGAUAGAAAAGAAGAAAUUGAGCUUUACGACCUAUGCUGCAUUUAUGGAUCCCGAAAAAAGAAAUACGGCUAUCUUGAUGAAGACCAGAGGCUCCAGCUCCAUCUAUUUUGAGUUCAAUACAAUUACAAGAAGAGUCGAGGGUAGGAGGAAGUAUUCAAGGAGUAGAUGGUCUUUUAUGAAUAGGACUCCCACUGCUGCUUUGAUAUCUGCUUCAUUUCCUGAUCAUUUGUUCUUAUUCAGUGGUAAAAGUUAUCGCACUGUUGAUUUGAGAACAUAUAACUUCGUUGGCGGAACGAGAAGCAAUUCAAGAGCUUGGCUAAGAUGCUCUAAAGCUAUUGACCGAUAUUAGUACAAUAAAAACACCUUGACUUCUAAUAAUUAGGUCAAGUUUAAUAAGAAUUGAAGCGUAAUAUUAAAUUUAAAAGUUUGAUAAGUUCUAUUAUUUUCCACAAUAAGUAGGAUCUUUAUAGGAAAAUGAAAAAAAAUUAGGGAGACUUCAAGAAUUCCUUUAGCUAAAUCUUUCGAAUUUUUCCAUUCAAAGCUAGCAAUUUUCGGUUGAUAUUAGAUGGGUUACAUCAGCGCAAACUGGAGAACCAGGUAAUGUAUUGCCCGGGGAUGUACCCUGCUCCAAGUUGGAUACCGGUAUUUGUCUUGGCUCCUAGAGAUUCCAAUGAAUCGGGAAAAUGAAAUAAAAAAAAAUUCAGUCAUCUUAUACUUAUACUUUACCGAUGAGAGAGCUGGAAUAACGUGUCUUUCGUCUGGUAAUCGAUUAUAGUAUGGUUGACCGUAUAGAAUAUCUGAAAUUCCCUGUUGUGAAUGAUUUUAGAUGAAUUUCUAAAAUUAUUCAAUCGUUUGAUUGUUAUUGUCCUAACCUGGUGACAGCAACAGACAGCCUUGCAGCAUAUUGCUGCAGAAACUAUACAAGUAAUGCCCUCACCCAGUGCGGACAAUAUCAGAAAGAUAUACAUUAUUAUUACGAUAUUCUAGUGAAAAUAAUCAAAAAAUUCAUUAUUUAGAUAAUAUAUGAAAAUAAAGGAAAUGAAGAUAAAAUAUAUUUACAAAGUUUUUGUUCAAUAAGCAGCGAUGCCAACAAUUCCUAUUGUGAGUAGUACGACAGAGAAGACAGCUGAUAUUAUUGACAUAGCCAUAAAUCCAACAAUCUGGCAAGUUUGUUUCUUUUUUGCGGCAACAAUACCAAGAAUGGCGGCAAUUACGAAUGGGACUCCAGACCAAAAUGCUGCUCCAAUUCUAUGUAGAGCGGGAUACUCGAAACUGUUUGCUGUCAUAGUAAUGAUAAUCGAGUUUGGAAUAAUUGCCGUAAUUGCAAAAACUAGUUGCAAAAUUCCAAGAAUUUUAGAAGCUUUUCCGUUAUACUUUGUAUUUCUUAGGGGAUAACCUUCCAAAUUAGGACUACCAGCUCCCUAUAAAGUUAUAUUAAAAUGUUCUUAUUUCAUAAGAAUUAUCUUUAUCUGAUAGAUUUUGACAUGUUUGGAAGUAUAUUUAUUGAUGUGGCUUUGAUAUAUACAAUAAAAUGAAAAUUGAUAAUCUUUAAUUAAUAUGUAAGAAUAAAGAAAUAAAAAAUAAACUAACUCGAGGUUGCAUUUGGAUAUUUGAACGAAAAUUUUGAAAUUGUGGAUUUUCAUUUGACAUAUUUGUGUCUGCCAUUUUGUCUGUAUUCGUCAAGUCAGUAAACCUGUAAUAAUAUCUGCAAUAGAAAUAGUAUCCGUUUAGAACGUUCUAAAAAAGAAUACAUAGAUAUGGUUCAAGUAUUCUCAUUUAGGCAAUAAUAGUUUGAAAGGAAGAAUCUUUUUGCAGUAUAU